Sardina pilchardus (European sardine) is the source of this 546-nucleotide messenger RNA. RefSeq names its product S100 calcium binding protein A10b (gene s100a10b). The record is from RefSeq and is a predicted model, not a curated record. The transcript is spliced from 3 exons. NCBI's taxonomy places the organism in Eukaryota, Metazoa, Chordata, Actinopteri, Clupeiformes, Clupeidae. Bases 147 to 446 code for a protein of 99 amino acids. Gene Ontology annotation, molecular function: calcium ion binding; calcium-dependent protein binding. Gene Ontology annotation, cellular component: cytoplasm.
CGCACAAGGGAAUAACGCGUGGGAGUGGGAGGCUGGCAUGGGCGGUGUCUACAUAUAAAUUCUUGCUCCAACUAUUCGCACAGCUCCUACUGCGAAGCUCACCUCUGUGACUCGAACUACUAACUUCCUUGACCUGAAGCGUAAUCAUGCCGUCUGAUUUGGAAUCGUCAAUGGAGACGUUGAUCAAGGUGUUUCACAAGUAUGCCUCAAAGGAUGGCAACAGUGGGUCACUCAGUCGCAAGGAGCUCAAAACAUUGAUGGAAGCUGAGUUGGCCGGAUUCCUGAAGUCGCAGAAAGAUCCAGGUGCUGUGGACCGCAUCAUGAAGGAUCUGGACACCAAUGGGGAUGGCGAGGUGAACUUUGAGGAGUUUGUGUCUCUGGUCGUUGGCCUUUCCAUCGCUUGUGAGCAGUGCUACCAACUGCACUUGAAGAAGGGAAAGAAGUGAGGUAAUGUGCGGAGCACAGAGAAGGAUCGAGAAGAUUGUGCCUUUUCUACCAAGUAUUUUUUGUUCUGAGUUUCAAUAAAACACUGGCUUUUUUGAAUAA